Messenger RNA from Mangifera indica (mango), 3058 nucleotides. RefSeq names its product transcription factor EGL1-like. The coding region runs from base 853 to 2868 and encodes 671 amino acids. The record is from RefSeq and is a predicted model, not a curated record. The transcript is spliced from 7 exons. Lineage: Eukaryota; Viridiplantae; Streptophyta; Magnoliopsida; Sapindales; Anacardiaceae. Gene Ontology annotation, molecular function: protein dimerization activity.
UUCUCUGCUUCUCACUGCUUAAAUAAUCUUGUGACCCGCUGUUCUUUUACCACAUCUCUGCUCCCUGUGUCUCUCUCUCUCUGUCUCUCUUGUAGCUUCGGAUCAAAACAAGCGAAUCUUUCUCCCCAUGUCUCUGUCCUUUCUUUGGUAGCUGAAAAAAAAUAUAAUAGUAACAUGAAGAAAGUGAAAAACUUUCAUUCGUACAUACAUGAAUGUAUAUCAUUCUUGAUUAAGUUUUAAGCUCUAUUUCUCUUUUAAAGUAGCUUUGCUUUGAGGUGUGUUUUCUUUGAAUUCAACUGAUUUUGAUAGUUUUAAUUUUUACGGGUGAAAAAAAUUAUUGUACCCACUUCACAGAUAGUGGUGUUUCAGUACUGAGUUCAGCUUUGGAGGACCAAUUGUUUCUGUUUUUAUGGUCAGAGAAAGCUCAGAUUUUUAUCAGGGUCCCCGAAUUUGUUUUCUUAGUGUUUUUUUUCUUCCUUUUUUGUGUUUGCCAAUACAAUAAGCACUUUGUGCCAAAGUUUCAAGCUUUUUCGCCCAUUCUUGAGAUUGAAACUAAAAUAUUAUUUCUUCUUUUUCUUCAUCAAAGUGAGUGAUUCCAAGUCUGUACUCAACUGGAAAAAUAUUAAUUACUACAAGUCCACCCACAGUUAAUUACUAUAUCAAGUUCUGUAUGCAUCUAUAAUGAUCAGUUUCUUAUCUAUAUCUUUCAAGCUUCAAAAGUACUUAGUGGGGUUCCACUUCAUGUUUUCUAGUAACAGUAAAUAUGUUGCUACUUGAGCAAGAAUUCAUUUGAAGCUGAUCCAUUGGUGGGUUUUUUAUAUCACUUUUGAGCUUUUUUUUUUUGGAUUGAAAAUGGAUUCUGCGGGGGUUCCUGAGAAUCUGAAGAAACAGCUUGCUCUUGCGGUGAGAAGUAUUCAGUGGAGCUAUGCAAUCUUCUGGUCCAUUUCAGCUUCACAGCCUGGGGUCUUGGAAUGGCGUAAUGGUUACUACAAUGGUGAUAUUAAGACCAGAAAAACAAUUCAAGCAGUUGAACUCAAUGCUGACCAAUUGGGUUUGCAAAGGACUGAGCAAUUGAGAGAAUUAUAUGAAUCCCUCUCUGCUGGUGAGAGCAGUCCACAUGCUAGAAGACCAUCAGCAGCAUUAUCCCCAGAAGAUCUCACUGAUACUGAGUGGUACUUUUUGGUCUGCAUGUCAUUUGUAUUCAACAUUGGUGAAGGGUUGCCAGGAAGGGCAUUGGUUAAUGGUCAACCUAUCUGGCUAUGCAAUGCUCAUUAUGCAGAUAGCAAAGUGUUCAGUCGUUCUCUUCUAGCAAAGAGUGCAUCUAUUCAGACAGUUGUAUGCUUUCCAUAUUUGCAAGGUGUGGUUGAGCUGGGUGUAACUGACUUGGUAACUUUUCUAUCAGAAUUCUGUUUCUCUGUAAUCAUUCUGAAUUUUUCUCUUAGUAAAAUUUUGCUGCAAUUUUGUCAUCUUGCUCUUUUAUGUUUUCUCCAGGUUUUGGAGGACCCUGGUUUCAUUCAGCACAUUCAAACUUCAUUCUUGGAGAUUCCAUAUCCCAUAGUUUCCUGUAAGUCUAGCGGUGCUGGUGGGAAUGUGAGAAAUGAUAACAAUUUUGCUUGUGCAGCAGUCAAUCCGCAGAGACUUCAAAGCAAAAUGGUUCCGGUUGUAGGAUGUGAAGUGUUAGAAAUGGCUUCUCCCAGCGGUUCAAAUGGUUGUGAGCCACCCAACCAACCAGCAGAAGAUUCGUUAAUGGCUGAAGGCGUAAAUUGGGUGGCUUCGCAAGUACAAAGCUGGCAGUUCUUAGAUGACGAGUUCAGUAACUGCGUCCACCAUUCGGUGAACUCUAGUGACUGUGUAUCUCAAACAUUUGUGGAUCCAGGAAAAGUUGUCUCCACUUCCAUAAAUGGCAACGCAAUCGACCAGGCUAUGCAAGAAGUUAAAGAAUGCCCUCACGCUAAACUUACUUCAUUGGAUCCUGGAAGCAAAGAUCUACAUUACCAAACUGUUCUUUCAGCCCUUCUAAAGACCUCCCAUCAGUUAAUUUUGGGGCCACAAUUUCACAACUGCAAUCAUGAAUCCAGCUUUGUUAGUUGGAAGAAGGGUGGACUGAUGAAUGGUUUGAUUCAAAGAGAUUCAGUCCCCCAAAAAUUAUUGAAGAAGAUUUUGUUUGAAGUUCCUCGAAUGAAUCACAAUAGAUCAGUUGAAUCCCCAGAAGAUACCGGCACCAAAGACAGUCUUUGGAGACCAGAAGCCGAUGAAAUCGCUUCAAGCCAUGCAUUGUCAGAGAAGUCGCGAAGAGAUAAGCUAAAUGAAAGAUUCAUUAUUCUCAAAUCCAUUGUCCCUUCUUUCCAAAAGUCUGACAAAAUAUCUAUACUAGAUGACACAAUAGAAUACCUGCAAGAGCUUGAAAGAAAGGUCGAAGAACUCGAAUCCCGCAGAGAAGCACCAGAGUUAGAGGCAAGAACAAAUGUAAAGUCCCAGCAUUCAGCUGAGAGGACAUCUGAUAAUUAUGGCAACAACAAUAUCAGUAACAGAAAGAAGCUGCAGGUAAACAAGCGAAAGGCUUGCGACAUUGAUGAAAUGGAGCCAGAGAUGGAAUAUUCUGCCAUAAAAGAUAGUUCAACAGAUGAUAUAACAGUCAGUAUCAAUGACAAGAAUGUUCUAAUUGAAAUCAAGUGUCCUUGGAGGGAGGGAGUCUUGCUUGAGAUCUUGGAUGCUUUAAGCAGUCUUCAUUUAGAUUCACAUUCUGUUAAAUCAUCCACCAUUGAAGGAACUCUGUCACUCACAAUUCAAUCUAAGUACAAGGGAUCAACAGUGGCAUCAAUGGGGAUGAUAAAAAGAUCACUUCAAAGAGUGGCAUGGAAAUGCUGAAUCUUGUCUUCUGCUCACUGCUGUAGAAUUUGUCUAAUCCUGCAAUGCAGCUUUCAUCAUUUUAUUCUAUAGUGUAACAAGGAAAGGUUAUGUGGAUCAUAGAGGUUUACAAACACAUUCCUGGGGAUUUUCCUUGGGCAUAUUUGAGUAAUUACGGGUUAAAUAAAAUGGAAAAAAAUAUAGUACAAGA